GCCGGCGCCGCUCGGGCUGCCCGGGCUGCCCAGGGCUCACGGGGCCGCCCCGGCGGGCGGGAAGAGCCGGGGCGGGCGGCGGCGGCGCCAUGGAGGAUGAAAUGCCCAAGACCCUUACGUCCCAACUCACAUCUGGAGAGAAAAGGAGUCUGCAAGCUGUGUGCCCCUUCCCAGUCCAUGCCAGGUCACACUCGGAGGGAAAAGUGGUCUGGAAGGUACGUGGGGAACCUCUCCAGGGACGUGACCGAGGCUCUGAUCCUGCAGCUCUUCAGCCAGAUCGGACCCUGCAAGAACUGCAAGAUGAUCAUGGAUCUGGCAAUGAUCCCUACUGCUUCGUGGAGUUCUACGAGCACCGGCACGCGGCCGCGGCGCUGGCUGCCAUGAACGGCAGGAAGAUAAUGGGUAAGGAGGUGAAAGUGAACUGGGCCACCACCCCCAGCAGCCAGAAGAAAGACACCAGCAACCAUUUCCACGUCUUUGUGGGAGACCUCAGCCCUGAGAUCACAACUGAGGACAUCAAAGCAGCCUUUGCUCCCUUUGGAAGAAUCUCGGAUGCACGGGUGGUCAAGGACAUGGCCACGGGCAAGUCCAAGGGCUACGGCUUCGUCUCCUUCUUCAACAAAUGGGACGCCGAGAACGCCAUCCAGCAGAUGGGGGGCCAGUGGCUGGGGGGCCGGCAGAUCAGGACCAACUGGGCCACCAGGAAACCUCCGGCUCCCAAGAGCACCUAUGAGGCAAACACCAAACAAUUGUCCUACGACGAGGUGGUCACUCAGUCCAGCCCCAGCAACUGCACCGUGUACUGCGGGGGGGUCACCUCGGGCCUCUCAGAGCAGCUGAUGCGCCAGACCUUCUCCCCCUUCGGGCAGAUCAUGGAGAUCCGAGUGUUCCCCGACAAAGGCUACUCCUUCGUCAGGUUCAGUUCCCAUGAGAGCGCUGCCCACGCCAUCGUCUCCGUCAACGGCACCACCAUCGAGGGCCACGUGGUCAAGUGCUACUGGGGCAAGGAGACCCCCGACAUGGCCAGCCCUGUGCAGCAGGUCCCUGACCGUGCCCGUGUGUCCCAGGGCCAGCUGAGCUACCCGCCGGCCUACGGGCAGUGGGGGCAGUGGUACGGCGGUGCCCAGCUGGGCCAGUACGUGCCCAACGGAUGGCAGGUGCCCACCUACGGCGUGUACGGCCAGGCCUGGAGCCAGCAGGGCUUCGGGCAGAGCCAGCCGUCGCCGCCCUGGCUGGCGCCCGGUUUCAGCGUGCAGGGCCAGAACGGCGCCGUGGUGCCCGCCCAGCCCGGCUUCCGCGUGGGCUUCGAGACCCCCUGAGCCCCCCUGAGCGCCGAGAUGGAACCGAGCCCCUCCCUCGUCACCCCAAAACCACCCGGCUGCUGCGUCGCCCCGCCCGCCGCCGCCUUUGCUCUUCUCUUGGUUUUACCGUUGAUUUUUUAUUUGGAAUGUGUUUUUUUGGUUUUUUUAGAAACACAAAAUUGCAGGGACUUGGCUGCCUUAGCUGAGAAUCGGGGCAGGAAUUGCACAAAGUCAUUCUCGGGGGGGUUUUUUUAUUUUUUAUUUUAUUUUUUUGGUUUUUUGGGAUUUUUUUCCCUCAGAAAGAGCUGGAAAAAAAACCACCCCAAAAGAAGCCAAAAGUGUGGGAAUCUGGAGCUGCCUUCAGCCCCACACCUCAGUUUUAAAGGAGCCUCUUGGAGGAGGCUUUUUUGCAAGAGAAAUCCUUCAGUUUACAUCCUUUUUUUGUGUGUUUUUCAGGGUCGGGUUUUUGCCUUAUGCUGGGGAAAAAAAAAAUAAAUAAAAUACAAAAAUUUAAAAAAAAAUAUAAAUAAAUAAAAGGGACUCCAAAGUGCCCAAGUGUCCCCACGUGAGCCAAGAUUCCCACCCUGGGACAGCAAAAUUCCUGUUGCUAAAACGUGACAGAUCCCUCCGGGGCUUGGUUGGGUUUUUUUUUAAUUUUUUACUGAUUUCUACAUUUUCCUGUACUGAUUCUGUAAAAUAUUCAGAGCAAAUUGAAGAAUUUUUGCACAACCUUCGGCCACUUUUGUACGUUUUCCUUAUUUAAAGGUAGGACACGGAGCCUUUUGAUGUGAUUUAUGCCUCAAAUCUUCCUUUUUCUUUUUUUGUCCUUCUUUUUUUGUGGAUAUGAGAUAUCUCUUGGAAUAUAAAGUUUUUAAUCCAUUGUGUAAAAUUCCCUCCGUAGCCCAGGUGUGUUUCACAAGGGAGUGAAGGUGAGAAGAGCUCCCAAACCUCAUCUAUCAGAGGCCAAAAAACGCCCAUUUUUUAUCCUACCUCUCGCCCAGCCUUUAAGAAAAAAACACAAAAAAAUUCACAAAAAUGGAAAAAAUAUGAAAAAGCUUUUUUGUAAAAAAAAAGAAAAAAGGAAAAA
This is a messenger RNA of Camarhynchus parvulus, 2388 nucleotides long. It is a transcript of the gene TIA1, whose product is annotated as TIA1 cytotoxic granule associated RNA binding protein. The transcript has 13 exons. The record is from RefSeq and is a predicted model, not a curated record. The coding region runs from base 90 to 1319 and encodes 409 amino acids. Gene Ontology annotation, molecular function: mRNA binding. NCBI's taxonomy places the organism in Eukaryota, Metazoa, Chordata, Aves, Passeriformes, Thraupidae.